CACAAACUUCGACAUCGGGUCACUGGGCGACUGCAGUUGAUUACGGCCAAUUGCGCUGAAUCGCAAUGAGUAUUCUCAUGGCCAGAGAUCAUGUUACGCCAGGCCAUUCCCUGAUACCGUUUACUACUGCUAACCAAAGUGUUAUUGAUCAAAUCGAAACAAUCCUUAGCGAUAUUGUCCGUGACAUCGACGUGACUUCCGGCGGCAGACCUGUCAUUACCCUGAGACGAGUUUCCGCCAUCGUGCCAUACUAUGACGAAGCUGAUGAGGGUCGCUUGAGGUGGCAUGUUGAAGACCGCGAAGUACGAUAUCACUUCCCCGGAAAAACCAAGGAGGAAGCAUGGAGAUUCGGUGAGUGGCAAUAGAAUGGCAGCAGGGUCAACUGAUUCCACCAGCCUGCGUUGGACGUAUCUUGACCGAGAUACACGGAGCAAUCAAGAACGGGAUCAGAGUAACCAAGAGGAGCGUAUUUCUUUGAACGCUGAGGGGACUAUUACCAAUGUGAGCAGGGAUAUCUACUACCACGAUCCAGAUCUCUUCAAGCAACAAGAAACCGUGGAUCGGUACAUUGACGACAUUGCCCACACAUUCCAGGUGACAAGGAAUGACUUGAAUGUGGCGAGCAGUCCGAAAGGCCUCAUGGUCGGUCUCGUCACUACUAACGGGAAGAGUCACCACGAGAAGAGUCACACGGCCCUGGUUCCAGAAGAUCUCUCCACUGAGCACGGAUUUGCAGAUAUCACAUAUCUGAAGUGGAUUUUGGUCUUUGAGAAAGAAGCUACGUUCAAAAGCCUGGCUGAAAGAGGAUACCAUCGAAACCCCACCGUCGGUCCUGGAUUACUUGUCACGGCCAAGGGCUAUCCCGACCUUUCUACUCGACGGUUCCUACGCCUUAUUGUUGACCGUGCACAAAGCGCUGUUCCGAUAUUUGGCCUUUUCGACUGGGAUCCAGAUGGCGUACAGAUUAUGAAAUGCUAUCGCUAUGGAUCAAAGGCGAUGGCUCGGGAACAGCACUGCAAUCUUCCCGAGAUGGCGUGGAUUGGGUUGAAGGCAAAGGAUGUGGUCAAUCUCGGCGACUUUGAUGAUACGUCAAUGGUCUUGUCAAUACGAGACCGGACCCUGGCGGUUUCGAUGCUGUUGAACCGGGAAUUGAGAGACGAGUCUGGAUCUGUGUUGCCAGGUUUGGCCAAGGGUUUGAUUGAGCUUCGUCGCAUGCUCAUGCUCAAUCGAAAGGCAGAAAUUCAAAUUCUUGACGAGAGGAGUGGUGGACUGGAACACUGGCUGACAGCGCGUCUCAGUGUCAAGCUGCAAGCUCAUAAUCAUGCUGAAGAUGAUGAUAUGUUGUUGGACUGA
Molecule: messenger RNA, 1353 nt
Organism: Exophiala oligosperma
Lineage: Eukaryota; Fungi; Ascomycota; Eurotiomycetes; Chaetothyriales; Herpotrichiellaceae
Exons: 4
Coding region: 286-1353 (355 amino acids)
Biological process (GO): meiotic DNA double-strand break processing; meiotic DNA double-strand break formation; reciprocal meiotic recombination
Cellular component (GO): nuclear chromosome
Molecular function (GO): DNA topoisomerase type II (double strand cut, ATP-hydrolyzing) activity; DNA binding; ATP binding
Source: RefSeq, a predicted model, not a curated record